This is a messenger RNA of Sphaerodactylus townsendi, 788 nucleotides long. RefSeq names its product heat shock protein family E (Hsp10) member 1 (gene HSPE1). The transcript has 4 exons. Bases 319 to 627 code for a protein of 102 amino acids. Gene Ontology annotation, molecular function: protein folding chaperone; ATP binding; metal ion binding. Gene Ontology annotation, cellular component: mitochondrial matrix. The record is from RefSeq and is a predicted model, not a curated record. Lineage: Eukaryota; Metazoa; Chordata; Lepidosauria; Squamata; Sphaerodactylidae.
UUCGGCCCCUCACGCGCUGCAUUCAGAAGACGCAGCAGCGAAAGGGAAAAUAAUCGCACGCGAAGAAUCGGAGCCGCCGCCACAUUUUCCUCGGGCGAGGAGAAAGCGGGACGGUGUCAGAAGCCCCGCCGGGAAGCUUUUUUUCUUCCCCUUUGAACCCCUCAUCUCAUUGCGCCGGAAGGACUCCGGCCCGGAAGGGUGUGGCGUGCGCACGCGCCAUGCGGGGUGACCUUCCCCACAUGUGCGAGUUCCCUGGGUCGCGAGCGCGUGCGGCGGGAGCGCGCGGGAGCCGAAAAGAGAGCAGCCGCAGCAGGCGCCAUGGCAGCACAGGCCUUUAAGAAAUUCCUUCCACUCUUUGACCGGGUCCUGGUUGAAAGAUGUGCAGCGGAGACUGUCACCAAAGGCGGCAUCAUGCUCCCAGAGAAGUCACAAGGGAAAGUGCUUCAGGCCACUGUGGUGGCAGUUGGGUCAGGCUCUAAAACAAAGAAUGGAGACCUGCAGCCAGUUAGUGUAAAAGUUGGCGAGAAGGUUUUACUACCAGAAUAUGGUGGUACAAAGGUCAUGUUGGAUGACAAGGACUAUUUCAUCUUCCGGGAUGGUGACAUUCUUGGAAAAUACCUUGACUGAACUCUUCUGGUUGCUGCAAUAUUAUGAAGCUGUCAUUCCGCCAAUUCUGCUCAAAAGAUUUUUUCCAUCAUGUAAAUAAUGUCCUUAUUUUCUAAUAAAUGUGAAGUUGAUCAAAUAACAAUCUUUGUGGCCUAAAAAUAAAAUCUGUAUUCUCCAGUAAA